UUAGUUGUAUGUUGUCAAUAGCAUCAAUCACGAACAUAUAAAUAAAUAUAGAAGAAACCGUUCGGAAAUGGAAAGGGAAAAAUGAACAUGGAAGACAAGAAAGUUUUCUUCAGGUUUAGCGUAUGCGUGAUACGCUUUGAAUGUCUCAGAUAAAGAUAAAGAUACUCUGCUCAUUUCUAUUUGUUCCGCAGAACGAGAAAUUUGUUGUCUUUCAUAUUGGUUUUUACGAUUCAAUUUUUGGGCAGUUUUCCCUAGCGAGUGUCGGUCCCUGUUUGAUAUAACCAGACCGUAAUUUAUACAGAUAUGUAUUAUAGAUAUAUAUUUGUAAAACUGAAAUCAGAUGAAAUAAAUGUUGCCUGAGGUUUUAAACGUUUAAUAAAAACAAUAUUUCAUUUGGAAAAAAUGUAAGAUAUGUAAAAUUACACAUUGAUCAUUUUGCUGGUCUUGUAUCAUAAAACGUGUGGCCCGAAGAGCACGUGUCCGGUAGAGAUACGUCACUUGUGUUAGGAAUCGUUUUAUAACCUAUCACAGUAAAGGAACGUCCCAGUAUAGCAGCCGAAGAAUGCCGUGGAAGUUUUUGUACAAAGUACAAUUGAUCUACAAUUGAUAUUUUCCGCAAUACUUAUCUGGUGUUCGGUCAGGGUGUCCCAUACUCAUGAUAUUUAUAACAGUGGAAUGGCGUUAGUAAAUCAAUUACAAAAAUUUUCGAGAUCAAUUCUCGGUAUUGCAUCAAAUUAUUCAAAAUAUACAAGCAACACAACGUUGCCCUUUUUGCAGGCAACAAGAGGAAUAUCGACCACGCAACCACUUUCAGAAAAACAAGAAGUAAAUAUAACGUUUGUUAAAGCAAGUGGAGAGAGAAUCAAAGCAAAAGGGAAAGUAGGAGAUACUAUAUUAGACAUAGUAGUAAAUAAUGAAAUUGAUUUAGGUGGAUAUGGUCACGGCUAGGCUGUCAAAUAGUAAUGUCUAAGGAACUAGAUGGAAUUGAGGUAAGAGUUCCAUCAACAAUUAAUGAUGCAAGAGCAUAACUGAAAUUAUCUAUAGGUUUUUGAAAAUUUGUAUACAAUGUUAUACAUCUCUUGUUAAAAAACCCUUGUUAUAAUUAUUAAAAUAUUGGUAUUAAAAAAAUAUAAUAAAGAAUCGUGUUUAAAUGUGAAGCUUAUAUAUAUACAUAUGUUAUAGUAUAAUUGCAAUUUUGAUAUUUGUACAUUGCCAUUGUAAAAAGCCUAUCCAAUUAUGAAGAAAAUAUAUCUUUUAUUUUUAAUAUA
Bombus huntii is the source of this 1268-nucleotide messenger RNA. Its product is annotated as adrenodoxin-like protein 2, mitochondrial. The transcript is spliced from 3 exons. Bases 676 to 948 code for a protein of 90 amino acids. NCBI's taxonomy places the organism in Eukaryota, Metazoa, Arthropoda, Insecta, Hymenoptera, Apidae. The record is from RefSeq and is a predicted model, not a curated record.